This is a messenger RNA of Physcomitrium patens, 5699 nucleotides long. RefSeq lists its product as uncharacterized. NCBI's taxonomy places the organism in Eukaryota, Viridiplantae, Streptophyta, Bryopsida, Funariales, Funariaceae. The record is from RefSeq and is a predicted model, not a curated record.
GUAACAGCAGCAGCAGGACCCUCGCCCCUUUGAAAAACUAAGAAGAAGACAGACAGGCUCUCUCUCACACACUCAUACACAACACACACAGCCUCACAGACUCACAGACUCACUGAACCAGCGAGAGAGUACAACAGAAACAGAAAAGAAGAGAAAGAAGAGUAAGGAAGGGAGGGAGGGACUCUGAUUCAUCCCGCCACCAUUUUGUUGGUUUAAGGUCGGCGGGGCUGACUGACCACGACGCCCAAUUUUGCAGUGCCGCUCGCUGUUACUACUCCAUUACGGCGCCCAUCCCGCUCGUCGUCGUCGUCGUCCUAGCCAGCCGUAUGAUCAUCGCACCCCGUCUCUGUUAGAAAUGCCGUCUGCCUGACCUUUCCGACCUGGCGUUACACCCCCCCGUUAGAGACCCCGAUCAGAGAGAGAGAGAGCAUCCAUACUGCGGCGGGCGGUCCAGUAGGGUGGUUAAUUGAUGAGGCAAGGGAGACGUGACUUCACUAUCCUCGCUGUUGCUGCCGCUCUUUUCAUUCCAUUCUAACCCUAAGUAGGAGGGAAUUGGUUUGCUGUGCUCGCAUUAGCCUGUGUGUGCAAUGCGUUAACGGUCCAGAAUAAUUCCGUUUGGUCGGGGGUUGUGAAUGGGGGAAAAGGGAGUGCGUUUGUGGCGAGGAAGGUUUUGAGCUCGUGGUCGCUUUGUUCAUGUUCUUUUAUUUUUAUUUUUAUUUUUACAUCGAGCGUAGAAAGGGCUUGCCCAAGCUAUGCGAUUUUGGAACUAGUGCUGGAACUUUGGAUGUGUUCCAUGGGUUAUGGUUUUCAUCUCUUAGUUUUUCGCUGCGGGAGGUGUUUGAGCUGGUCUUGUACUACUGCAGACGUCCGAAGGGGAUCGGAGCUUGAUACGAAAUCGCUCAUUACUUUAUACUUUUUUAGUUUCGAAUAUUUUUCAUGCGGUCUGGUUUGAACUUCAGAGGUUGACUCCGUCCAGAUGUUCCCGAGGCACGUUGAUCGUAGUUACCAAAUUUAGACGUUAGAGAGGAAUCUUUGCGCUUUAGGAAUAAGUUUUCCGUGUUCUCCCAGUGCUUGUUUGUGUGCAAUGUCUAGGUAUUGUGUCAUGGAGGACGCUUCACAUUCGAGGAACGCCAGCGUCUGCAGCUUGCGUCGCUCUCUUACAGCUUCUUUCGUCAUCCCCUUUUCGCUUCCCACAGCUUCGUAGUCGUUGCAGUGAUAGAAUGAAUGAAUGUGGGAAACUUUGAGACCAGUACAAUUGGCCUGUAGCACGUGGACACAACUGCAGUAUUCAUGUUUAUGUAGCUGCAGCACAAGAGGGAAACUAAGAUUGUAGGUAAGAGCAGGUGGUUCUUGAGAUAGAACCCCAUAGUCUCGCUUUCGAAGUUUGUAAACACCGAUUCAGCGUUGGCAAAAGCACUUGUGAGGCUGCCUCAGAUGGGUUUGUCGAAGGAGCUAAAUAUCGGGGUCAGAUCGGACGGUAAAGCAUGAAUGACGAAAGUGGGCCUGGUUGGGUGAGCGUGAUUUGCAACUGUUCAAAGCUAGGAUGCUUUGCUCCAGGGAUCAGCGCGAGUUCUAUUCGAAAAUCAGCUCUUCGUGUAGGACCGAUAAGAGGGUCGGGGUUUGAUUAGAGCUUAUUAGGUGAUCAGGAUUUUAAUUACUAUUAUUAUUUUGAUAUCCUUAAAGUCCUAGUUCCCCUCUUUUAACUUUAAUAUUACAAAGGUGAAAAACAAGUCAUUAUUAAGGUGGCGGUAAGGUCUUAUCAUGGGAAAAGGGACAAUUGAUAGGAGAAGACCUGAUGGAGAACUCACAGUAGUUCGAAGGCUCAUCGAUCCUAGUGAAUCUGAAAUUGCUGCUACUCCUACAAUACCCGAGGACGCAAGUUUACGACAGGCACGAGAGUAUGACAAGGGAUGGGAUGGGUCAUUACGCGGCCUCGAUGGAGGUGCUUCAUCCUACGAUACUGUUGGGGUUCCAGAUAAUAUUUCCGACGUCGGAAGGGAAGAGCCCAGUAUAGCAUUCAUUGCUUCAGGAGAAAAUAACAAUGUGGAAUCUUCUUUGGUCUCGAGGCGUGUUUCACAAAACACAGAAAUGGGAAGACUCAGACAGCUAAAUUCUGAGAGAGAUCUUGAAGAAGCUUCCAGUUUAUUAUUCAAUAAUCCAAUGAAAUUGCAGCUGAAAGCUCAAAUUCUGGUGUUGGGAGAUCUGUUGAAGGGUGUAGUACCGAGCUCGGAUUUACUGAAGGAGGCUUGUUCGAAACUUGUUGAAGGAGUUGAAACUAAGUUUUUCGAGCCUGUUGUUACCCAACGUGGUGUUCAAGACCUACAAUGCAAGAUGACAAAGAUUCCCAAUGUCCCCGGAGAAUUUAAUUUUCGGAAUAUAGAAGAUGAGUUAUGUGUUCCAGGAAGACCGUUAACUUCAGAGGAGCCCCCAUCAGAUGAAAAAGAAUUUCUCUCUAGUGACGAUGGUUUAGCACGAGAGAGAGAUCUUGCAACUUCAGGGCAUUUGAUGAUCACACAAAACAACAUAAUGACAGCCAGGUCAAAUUCAAAUGUGGGAGAAGAGAAAUCCCAGGCUGCCGGGAUUAGUGGUCAAGACGAUGAUAAGCAUCUUAAUUUGGCGCAGGCCAGUGCGCAGGAUGCGUUAACAACUGCUACAUCUGCUCUUGCUCAGAGUCACAUGGUGUGGGCUCGCCUUCAUUCUCACGAUCAUUCGGAAGAAGGAGCAACUAGAGACGCUCGAAUUGCGUCUGUUGCUGCUACUGUUGCGGCCGCUGCUUCAGUUGCGAAAGCUGCAGUUGAGGCUGCCCGAGCGAUUGCAGAAGUAUCAAUGAAUGCUUUUAUUCAAACUGGCGCCUGCCACGCUGUUAAAACUGGAGCAAGCAUACCUGAGUUUGGAUCUAAGAAUUUCUCACAAUCACUGCAGGUCACUAGUUGGGAUCAGACUCAUCAUAGCAUCAGGGAGAACGCCACUACAGCAUCGCAUCCAAAGACUGACAUAGUGGAAUCUGUUGUUCAAGCCGCUGGACGAGCAGCAGAAGCUGCCUCCCAGGCAGGAACAGUUUUAGUGAAUACAAAUCCACUGAUCACAGCGAGUUGUUGGGGUGGCUUUUGGUCGCGGAAACAAACUGAGGUGGAUGGAGAGCAUGAGCGGAGCGAAUAUGGUGGAAUGAACGAAGCCAAUGAGAUGCAUGCAGUUUAUGGAGUGGAUGAAGUUGAUGGAAGACAUAAAGUGGGUGCGUUGAAUCUGACGGAUGCUGUGAAUGGAGCGAACGACUUAGCCCGAGCGGGCGAAAAGUAUGUGGCGCUGGAGCCGGAAGCUAUGCAUGCAGAGAACUACGUAUUUCAGAAAGAACUGAAUGCGGCGAUGGAUACCAACGUCCAUGAAGAUUAUAAAGUGUAUCAAAAUGUAGUGAACCACGAGAUCUCUAAUGAUGUGGCUGCAGCUAAUGAAGAAGCGUCCGCGGAAAAUGAAAACGAGGACGAUCGCGAAGUGGCUGCGGCGUGUGAAGGCCAAGGUGAAGUGGGUUUGGUAAAUGUUUAUGACGACAAAGCGAUUGUAGAACAGGAAUGCGAGGUGAAUCUGGUGAAUGAAGACCAAGACCCAAUGGCUGGUGCGAUUGAUGGCAAGUUAACUGCUACAAACAAAGGUGAAGUGGGUUUUGCAAAUGAAGACCAAGACGACGUGUGUGAACCAAAUAAAGUUUCUGUUGUGAAAGAAGUUGAUUUACAUGAGUUGGCUGUAAUGGAUAUAGUGGAUGUACCGAAUGAGAUUGCUGCAGUGAAUGAAGUGGAUGUGUCAAAUGAAACGAUGGAACCAAUAGAAGAGGGACAACGUAUCAAUUCAAGUCUAGAGAAAUUCAAAAGAGAGAGAGGAAGAUGUUUUGAAGUACCAAGCAGAGCCAAGAGUUUCAAGGAAUUAGCUGGAAUUUCCUCCACUACAGCUCCGAUCCAGACUGUAGAGAAUGCAAAACAAAUGCAGCUUUAUUCACCUACAGGUCGAAGCAAGGAUCGAGAUGAAAACGUAGGAGGGGGAAAACGGAGUGCAAGGCAUAUUGAAUCAGCACCUACGAGCUCUUCUGAGAAGGAUGCAACCAUGCGGGUUUCAGUAGAUCCUGGCGACGAAAGUAUCACACGAGAGCCGUCAGAGAAAAUUUUGGAUGCGUCUGUUGUAGAGGUCAUGAUUGACGAAGUAGGAUUGAGAGGUGCCUGGUUCUUAGGCAAAGUCAUCAGAAUGACUCCGAAUGAAGCCUUUGUAGAACUAGAUGACCUUCUGACUGAAAAUGGCAAGGUGAAGGCUAGAGAGUGGUUUCCUCUUGUACAAGGGAAUACUCCGAAUCCUUCACGACGACACGUCCGGCCUGUGCACCCGUUCAGCAUUGUUGGUGAAGCAGGUGUAAGAAAGCAACGGCGUGUAUCAUUAGUAUCCCAAACUUGGAACAUAAGCGAUCACGUGGAUGCUUUUGUUCAUAACGCGUGGUGGGAAGGGAUUGUCGUGAGCUUAAAUGAUAUGGAUGCAACCCAAGCCACCAUCUGUUUUCCAGGGGAGAGCAAAAUACAGGUUGUAAAGACGUGGAAUUUGAGGCCCUCUUUCAAAUGGAAGGAUAAUAAGUGGAUACCGCUGAAACAUUCUGAGCUGCUGGAGAAUCAACGACCUUGGAAGCGACAAAAAUUUCGAGACUUGAGUUGGGAGCUUUUGAAUAAUGGGCCUGAUGAGCUGGUUACUCAGAAAUCAAACGGUGAGACCAGUGAUGGGAAAAUUCUGAGGACGAAACUUCAUGAGGACCGUGCCUUUAUUUGUGAACUCACAUCUGCUCAAAACGCUCGCCAAUCACCCGCUAGGGAUCAGGAGGAAAGUUUAACACCCGUUCAGCAACCAGGGCAGAAAAAAGCAGAGGUCAAGGGAGGUGAAAUCACCAUGAAUUGCAAGUGCCGUGAAGAAACAUAAAGCGCUUGAGAAGAAUGUACUGCCUCCAGGAACCUGCACCAAGAUAUGCUCCUGUGGACGAAAGCACGCCAGCAGCAUCUGUACGCAAAAUCGUGCGAAAAAUUUGAAAUUUCUUUAGUAAGCGAAGUUGACGCGCUGGAGAGACGAAGACGGUUGUCAAAGCGACGCUCCAUUGGCAAUGUAUAAUUCUCAACCCGGUGAAUGUGAUUCCUUGGUAAAGUGUGAUUGCUUCCGAGAGGUGUCAGCAGAAGGUGCCAUUGCUAGUUCGAGCUUCCUGAGCUACGGCAUUACAACGAGCAAGACACAUUAUGAUCACAGCAUGAAUCUCUUGCUUUGCCAAGAAAAGAAAGGUGAUUUAUCAUUCAUUGGCCUUCCGUGAGGUUCUGACUGACUCUUUUGUGCAUGUUGAUAUGGACAGAGCGUUUUUUGUGACGACUGUGUCCGAGGUUCUUCCAAUAUCCCACUAAACAUGUACGAAAGAUCAGGAAUCGUGGACUGAUUAGUUGCAAGAGUCUAAGUUUUUGAGGACUUUUAUAUUUCAACUGAUAUUUUCCAAAAAUAGGACUCUAAACGACUAGAGUAAGUCUCAUAAUCCACAUGACUAGGUAAAAUGGUUUUGUGAAAGAUUAUUUUUUGAACAAGAGAAUCCGUUCUUGAAUGGAUUUUCGUUUUUGUUUUCCUAACUUAUGCAAUAUUAGCAAGGUAUUGUCUAUUUCUUAGAUCCUUCAAUAAUAUAAAAAAACUCUUUGCAAAAA